Rhodamnia argentea is the source of this 2199-nucleotide messenger RNA. RefSeq names its product protein SIEVE ELEMENT OCCLUSION B-like. NCBI's taxonomy places the organism in Eukaryota, Viridiplantae, Streptophyta, Magnoliopsida, Myrtales, Myrtaceae. The record is from RefSeq and is a predicted model, not a curated record. The transcript is spliced from 7 exons. Bases 1 to 1917 code for a protein of 638 amino acids. Gene Ontology annotation, biological process: phloem development.
AUGGCUGGAAACAAUAGCUUCAUGACCACCUUAUUGGCCCUCCUUGACGACGACAAGUACACAAAUGAUGUCCCGAGCCAGCCACCAUCCAGCAUGGAACUAGUUGAUGUCAAGUAUUACUUGUCUGUCAUCGAGGAAAUCCUCGACGCAGCCACGGCCGUUGCUGAGAACACUCAGCCAAAGGGUAACCAGGUUCAGAGCAAAAGCUCAACCUUGACUUCCAAGGGAAUUUCUGCUUCUUUGUCAUCCACAAUCAACGAAUUGUGUUGUCAGAUUACUUGCAAGGCCCAGCACACCAACGAUGUGCGCCAAACAAUGGAGUCGCUUCUCGGCCAGUUAUCGGCCUUUUCAUGGGAUGCUAAGGCUGUGCUGACACUGUUAGCUUUAACGGUGCACUAUGCCGAGAAAUGGCAUCUCGCCCAAAUCGAAGAAUCGGAUGUCCUUUUCAGGUUAACGGGUAUAUUGAAAGGGUCGCUUGUGAUUGGUAAGUCCUUGAACACGCAGCAGCGGGCCGAGGCUUUUAUGGUAUUUAACUAUCUGAUUAGGGACACUCUGAAGUUCACCCGGUACAUUGUUGAGAACGACUCCAAAGGUUUCAGAGAGUUCGCGGCAUCGAUCAGCAUAUCAGGAUAUUUUAAGUUCAUCAUCGUAAUCGUGCUUGGCUGCUCAGUUCAGUUCAGCGGCAUGAUCAGCACGGGCAAUGAGUUCCUAGAGCUAGAUCUGUCGCCCUUCUUCAACCGCGUCACGAAGAGAUACGAAGUCUUUAUGGAAUAUGUCAAAAUAUACGAGCGAGAGAACGAGAAACUUCAGUAUAAGAGAAUCAAGGAACUUUACAGAUCUCCUGCUGGUAUUCUGAAGCUCGUGGCUGAAAUGUUCUGCACUGAGAAGGAUUCGCCGACAGUUUAUCAUUGCAUUAAGAAGACAACGGUAAAGGUGGAGGAGCUGCAGAGCAAGAACGUGAUGCUGCUUAUCUCAGAAUUGAACUUGUCAAACGACGAUUUUGCAAUGCUUACCGCCAUCUACAAAGCAAGCGCCUUCAAAUCAAGUAAUUACGAAAUUCUGUGGGUUCCUAUCGUGGACGAAAAAGACAGAGAGCAGUUCCUGAAGAAGAGAUCUCAGAUGACCUGGUACUCGUGCAACUCCAUCGUAAGCAAGGCAGCAGCAAAGUUCAUCAGGAAGCAUUGGCAAUUUAAGCAGCAGACGAAGCUUGUCGUGUUGAACCCAGAGGGGAAACUGGUGAACAUGGAGGCAAUGGCAAUGAUACGUCUUUGGCAAUCGGAAGCCUUUCCGCCCACGUCGCAGAGGGGCUGGGCACUCUGGGAAAAGCACAGGAACAACUGGCUCAAGCUUGUGGUGGACACCGAUCUAAGCUGGGAAAUGAAGCCGCUCAUAUUCUUGUGCGGCUCAGCUGAAGACUCCAAGAUUGUCGAACAGAUUGACGACAUCCUGAACAGUAAACUUGCCGCCUACAACAUCAAAUUCUUGAACAUCAACACCAAGAGAAAGCAAUUCCUAUCUCGCCUUGAAAGCUGCAUAGCCUGGAAGAUGCAGGCGAAUAAGGAGAUGCCUGAUCCCCUGACGCUGGAGCUGCUCGAGCUCUACACCAGCUACAAGAAGCAAAGUGGGUUCGCCAUUGUCGCGAGGGGGUCGAGCGUGAUCGUCAACACUACUCUCACGGAUCUCUGGAAAGUGCUGUCGGAGCACAGGUUGUGGAUCAAGAAGGAUACCAACAGAGACAAUUUUGAGACCCACUUCCAAGCGUACUACAAGGCGGUCAUACUCAUGCCGCAAUGCUACCAAUUCUCUAUCCCGGACAUGGUCGGUGACAUACCGGAGUGCAUCAAGUGUCCCACUACCAAUUGCACUCGGAAGAUGGAGACGGUCGUCACCUUCAAGUGCUGCCACGGGGCGCAUUGACCAGCCAAUAACGCUGCCAAGCCCAACGCCUUCGUUUGGCUCUCCAGAAUAAACACGGACUGCUUAGCUCAGUCACGUUUUCUCGUCGUUUCUUUCCUUUCCAGUUUGAUAGUGCUUUUUAUUAUGUGUGGUUGGAGUAUGUAACAGGGUUGUGCUUGUGCUGUCCACAGCUCGAUGUACCGUGCGUGCAGAUACUGCGUGCAAUGAAGAAAAAUGUAACAGGGUUGUAUGCACAACUUGAUGUACUGUGCAUGAAGACUCUGUGCCACGAAUAAAAGUUUU